UCACUGUCAAAAAAGUGAGGUUAAUUCCAAGCCAAAAAUCGAUCAAAACAAACAAAUAAAAUAAACCUAUUCUAGCUUCUCUAUUUACUCCCUUUUUGAGUAAAACAAUAAAUGGAUCCGGAAGAAUAUUCUUCGCCGCCUCCACCAACGGAACCGCCCCCAAGUUUGCCCCCGCCACUACCAGAAAGACCCAAAAAACUCUCAGCCACAGAACCAUCGUCCCAAAUGUCCACUUUAACAACGAAACUCCAAAACAACAAACUGGAAGACGCGGAACUCGAGGACGAAGACGUUUCGCAACACAUGACCCAGUCUUACAGCGAGAUCUCUUUCAAAUCGAGCCCCGAAAUUGAACAGGACCAGGACUUGCCUUCCCUCGAUUUGGACUCGGUCGAGGUGGAUGAGCAUUUUAGUAAACGGCCCGCUACGCUUCCGUCGCAGAAACGUAGCCCCAAACCCGUAAGACCGUUAAACUUGGACGGUACAGUGCAUGUCGAAGGGAACAUGACCCAUUAUGUGGCCGAAGAUUUGGAGUCGAAAAUAAAACAGUCUAGUCCUGGGGCGAAGCUCGGCGAGUCUCGCAGUGGCACCCCCAGUAGUUUAUAUCGGCAACUAUUAGACCCUCAGCUCAGUCAGAUCGAUAUGGCUUUAAUAAAUGACUUGGAAUGUGAAGCACAAAGAAUGGCAACUUCGGUGGAUAAUUUAAUAGAAAAUUUAAGUGGAAUUUUACACUCUGCAUCUUCAAUUACGGCGGAUAAUGUGGAUGUGUACAAGAACGCUGUGUCUAAGAUGUCUGACUCAAUGGAUGGAAAUAUUAAAAGUAUGUACACAAUGAUGGCCAAGGCUGAGGAAAUAACUCAAAAUAUGAAAUGUGUUGAUCAGUUAGCGGCAAGAAUUAAAGAGAUUAAAAAGCUUGUCGAGUUGUUUGAGUCAUUUGUGUGAUAUUUUAAGGGAAUAAAAGUCCCUUAGUAAUGCAUCUUUUUAUGUUCUUGUAAGUCUUUUUUUUUAAGUGUAUAUUUGGUUGUGCUUAGUUAUUAAGUAAAUAAAUAGUUAUAUUUAGGCGUCAAUAAAUUAAAAAAGAAUCAAAACUUU
Messenger RNA from Anthonomus grandis grandis, 1092 nucleotides. It is a transcript of the gene BORCS6, whose product is annotated as BLOC-1-related complex subunit 6. The record is from RefSeq and is a predicted model, not a curated record. Bases 112 to 942 code for a protein of 276 amino acids. NCBI's taxonomy places the organism in Eukaryota, Metazoa, Arthropoda, Insecta, Coleoptera, Curculionidae. The transcript has a single exon. Gene Ontology annotation, biological process: lysosome localization. Gene Ontology annotation, cellular component: BORC complex.